CACCAAUCUUGCUUCACAACCACUCUUGAAUUAUAACAAUCUACAGUAAGCUUAAGUCCUAUUAAAUCACAUCAAGAUGAUAUUCUCUAUAGUAUCACGCAUACCGGUCACAACCCGAACUACCACCACCACGAUGUGCCGUACUAAUCUUCCGCAAUCACAGCAGUCUGCCUCCCUACACACGAGAAGUCCGCUUAAAGUAUUAAGUGCUAUCGAAGCCAACACAGCGACGAGGAUACCCAAAUCUUCCACAGGCGGUAUAAAAGUGUUGAAUUCGAGCUCAAAAAAUACAGCGGCCACCGGAAGUACUACGAUAGAAGUGGGGCAAACGACGAGGAAUAUGACUUGUACAACGCGAUCGGGAAGUAAGACUCAACUUUCGGCUGGAAAAGCGAGGAAACCGUCGAAACCGUCGUAUAUGAGUUCCACGUAUUUCGAAAAUGAGAGAGUUGUUUUCGGCAACGACUUUUGAAGGAGAGGUGGCGUCGCACCAUAAUUAUACUAUGAUCAUAUAACGAGAUAGGUGAAUUCAUUAUGACCCUCUGUGGGAUAACAUAGAUCACGAUAAAGAGCUUUGAAAUAAACUGAAAUAAGAUUGAGCCUAUCGCUUCUUCACGUAAUACAUAUCAAAAGUACAGAAUCAGAGACACUCGCCUUAUUGGCCGAAUGAUCAGCAUCUUUCUCAGUCUUGGAAUUGUAUUGAUGGCAUCAGCGGUCACACCUUCGACAUGCGCUGAUAUGAGGAAUAUGUAUAAAAAUACAGUCAGUCAAGCUAUUCUGUAAUCGCCUCUCACACCACAGUGGAAUUACGUUCCCACAUUCAUCGCCAUGUACAGCAGCCUCGUAUUGUGUCGGUUUAUUCACAGUUCCACACUAUGCAGAGAAACAAGCAAAUAAAUAUACCUAUCUGGAAUUUAGUCG
Molecule: messenger RNA, 921 nt
Organism: Sphaeroforma arctica JP610
Lineage: Eukaryota; Ichthyosporea; Ichthyophonida
Exons: 1
Coding region: 77-472 (131 amino acids)
Source: RefSeq, a predicted model, not a curated record